AUGUCGGAACCGGGAAACCGACUCCGCAGGCUGCUGGAAUCGCCCAAUUUCGACCCUCAGAAUUACGUGAAGCAGCUGUCCCAACAAUCGGAUGGCGAUCGGGACCUUCAGGAGCACCGUCAGAAGAUCCAAAAUCUGGCCGACGAGACGGCCCAGAACCUGAAGAAAAAUGUCUACAAGAAUUAUCGACAGUUUAUCGAGACGGCCAAGGAGAUCUCGUACUUGGAGAGCGAGAUGUACCAGCUUAGCCACAUCUUGACGGAGCAGAAGGGCAUCAUGGAGAGCAUCACGCAGGCUCUGCUGUCCACCGACAAGGACGAGACCUCGAAGGAGAUGCAGGCUGCCUUCCCGAAGGAGAGUGAGGAGCUGAAACAGAGGAGUCUAACCUCGCUUCUGGAGAAAGUCGAAGGCGGCAAGACCAUCAUGGACACCCCCGGGAGGCACCUGGUCUACAACGGCGACCUGGUAGAGUUCGACGUGGACAACAUGUCCCCCGUCCAGAAGGUGCAUGCCUUCCUCAUGAAUGACUGCCUGCUUAUCGCUAACUGGCUAGCCAACCGGCGCGGAGCCGUGAAGUACAAGUACAACGCCUUGUACGAUCUGGAGAGCUUCGCCGUGGUCAACGUCAAGGACAACCCGCCGAUGAAGGACAUGUUCAAGAUCCUCAUGUUCCCAGACAGCCGUAUUUUCCAAGCGGAGAACAGCAAGAUUAAGAAGGAGUGGUUGGAAAUCCUGGAUGAGACCAAGAAGAACAAAGCUAACAAGGAACGGGGCAAGAAGGAGGAGGAGAAGCCAACGUCACCCGUUCGGGCUGAAGUGUCCACCAACCCUUUCGAUCAGGAUGAUGACGAUGAACAGGCAGAGGUGGAUGAGAGUGUAGAUCUUGGUCUGGAGUGGAUCCAGGAGCUUCCAGAAGAUCUGGACGUGUGCAUCGCACAGAGGGACUUCGAGGGCGCCGUGGACUUGCUGGAUAAGCUCAAUGAAUACCUUAAGGAGCAGCCGCUCACGCCGAAAGUCAAGGAACUGCGAGCCAAAGUGGACGAAAGAGUGAGGCAACUGACCGACGUUCUCGUCUUUGAGUUGUCGCCGGAUCGGUCGUUACGUGGCGGACCUCAGGCCACCAGGAGGGCCGUGUCGCAGCUCAUCAGGCUAGGCCAGUCCACCAAAGCGUGCGACUUAUUCCUGAAGAACCGUGCGGCGGCGGUACAAACAGCCAUCCGCCAGCUGCGCAUCGAGGGCGCUACGUUGCUUUACAUCCAUAAGCUCUGCAACAUCUUCUUCACUGGCCUGCUGGAGACGGCUAAGGAGUUCCAGAUGGACUUCGCCGGCAACACGGGAUGCUACUCGGCCUUCGUGGUGUGGUCCUGCUCGGCCGUGAAGAUGUUUGUGGACGCUUUCAGCAAACAGGUGUUCGACAGCAAGGAGAGCCUGUCCACGGCGUCCGAGUGUGUAAAGGUGGCCAAAGAGCACUGCCAACAGUUGACCGACAUCGGACUAGACCUGACUUUCACCCUGGAGUCUUUGCUAGUAAAAGACGUGAAGGCAGCUCUGCUAAGCUACAAGGACAUCAUCGUGGAGGCUAGCAAGCAUCGCAAUUCUGAGGAGAUGUGGCGAAGGAUGAACCUCAUGACGCCGGAAGCUCUCGCUAAGCUAAAGGAUGAAAUGCGCUCGAGCGGUAUCUCCACGUUCGACACGUACACGGGCGCCGACUGCUGGGUGAACCUGAGCUACACGUUGGUGGCCUUCACCAAGCAGCUGCUGAGCUUCCUGGACGAGGCUCUCAAGCUCUACUUCCCCGAGCUGCACACGGUGCUGCUGGAGAGCCUGCGCGAGAUCGUGCUAGUGGCCGUGCAGCACGUGGACUACAGCUUGCGAUGCGAGCAAGACCCUGAGAAGAAGGCCUUCGUGGUGCUUAACGCCGCUUUCUUGCACGACUGCGUGCUGCCAGAGGUGGAGCGGCGCUUCGAGGAAGCCGUGGGGAAGCCCGCCAAGCAGUUGCGGGAGCUCCGAAAGAGCACGCGGCCCGUUAGGGUCAAUCCGGACAGCACCAUGUCGCUUGUCUAA
Messenger RNA from Nerophis lumbriciformis (worm pipefish), 2064 nucleotides. The record is from RefSeq and is a predicted model, not a curated record. Lineage: Eukaryota; Metazoa; Chordata; Actinopteri; Syngnathiformes; Syngnathidae.